UUUUUGGAGACCUUCCCUGUUUUCCGGAGUUUUUCUUUCAUCAUCGCCCAGAUUUCUUCUAUUGGGCGAAGUUCUGGCGAAUUGGUUCCAUUGGCACAAAAAUAAUAUUGUUGGCAUCGUACCACUCCAUCACCGGUUUUGGAGGCGAUCUGGCGUAGUGGUAACAUCCAUGCCUCUCACGCUAAAGGUCACGAGUUCAACUCUCACUCCCGACAUUCUUCCAAAAAAUGGAAGUAAAACGUGACGAACCAGCCAAAUGAGUUGAAAGUCACUAUAAUACAGAUAAAAAAAAAAAAAAAAAAAUCACCGGUUUCGCGUAACGGCGCGAUGCCAGAUCCGGCCAUAACAGAGUGUCACCUUCGUAGGCCCGGAAGAAGGGUAGCGGGCGCUUUUAGAGAUUCUCCAUCAUAUAUUUGAACGUUGAUGGUGCUAGUCGUUAUGUACGGAUUGUUGAAUUUGCCACACCAAGUACUUCUUGGUGACUUUGUCGAUCUUCUUCCAAACCGAGGAUCUGCUUGGCGUCUGCUUUCGUCUACGUCUCGUCGUCCAUUACGAUGAAUUACGGCUGCACCAAACACUAACGGUACAGCUCCUAGGCACGGUCGAAUGUUCGAUUCCCGACUGUUUCGUGAUCCACCUGUGGGACUGGCCUGGAUUUUCUACGUCCGCACCCGUAAUUUUUUAUCGAUAACCACUCGAAAGAUUGUGACGGAAUUUUGCACAUGUAAACAUUACACCCCAAACAAGUUUUACCCAAAAUUUGAUCAAUUUUUACCUAUAAAAUAAAAAGUUACACACAAGAAAGUGUUACAUUUUUUCGAAAACAAUCUUGUUAGUGUAUAAAUAACUCCAACGAUUCACUGUUGUAAUUUUGCCUAAACUCAACAUACUUAACAUCUCGUUCGCAUUGCGUUGUGUUAUCAUUGCGAAUCUGAAUGCUUCUGGUCGACCACCAAAAUUAUCGAUCACAUGCGGUUCGAUUCAUGUCAUACAUGUGCGCGAGGAGGAUUUAGACGAAAGAUAAUACUUUAGCGAUAAAGAGAUAUUCUUGUUCGAUAAACUUGUCUUCGCCUUAGGCGGAAUCUACUCAUAGCGGGUGUGUUCUCUUUUGUGUCGUGUGCUUCGAGCUGAUACCAGUUACUGUCGGAUAGUACGCAAACGUUAUGAGCCAUCACCAUUAUCAUCUUAAGCUUCCACCGUAUCAGAAGAAGAAAAGUCAUGCUAGCGUCAUCGGGGGGAAGAAUCAACCAAAAUUAGGAUCAAGAAUGUCAUCCGUGCAGCAGUAUCCCACACUUCCCGAAGGCAUUGAGCCUUUGGAAAAUCAAGUCGCUGGUCAUACCUUCCAAGAAGGAACGGAUGCUAUAGGUUUGUUGAGCUCCGUUGACGAUGGUUCGAUUUUGAAACCCGCAGGGAAGAUUUUGUGUGGCGCUCGGGAGAUUAAGUUUUAUGAACAGAUCCAAGCAGCAACGAACGAAACGGAUUUGGUGCUUCUGAAAGAGAUUAUACCCCUAUACCGGGGUCACAUGAAGCUACCUGUCGAUGGGAAACUGGUAGAGUUUAUCAAGCUCUCCGACUUAACACACGGUAUGCUGGAACCGUGUAUAAUGGAUGUUAAGAUUGGAUGUCGCACAUGGGAUCCUUUGGCUACGCCAGAGAAACGAAGGGCCGAGGAAUCCAAAUAUCAAGCUUGCAAGCAACCGUUGGGUCUUUGCAUACCAGGUUUUCAGGUGUAUUCCUUGGCGAGUGGCCGGAGAUUGCGAUUUGGGAAGGAGUACGGAAAGAAAUUGAACGAAACUACAGUGAAGGAUGCAUUCCGUAAAUUUCUGAACACAGACAGCGGGCUGUGUCGACAACUACUGAUUCAAUUGUUAUCUGACCUGUGGCCAAUACAGAAAUGGGCCCGCACCCAAACCACGUUCCGGUUGUACUCCAGUUCCGUCCUGCUUGUGUACGAUGCCCGUCGUCUCAAGCCAGUUCUGCAGUAUCAAGCAAAAAGUCUGAGUAGUUCUAGUUCUAAACUGGCCGGUAGUGGAAGCGCUUCGGCAUCCAGUCCAACGGGUACAAUUGCGAGUGGAGCAAGCAGCCCAGUCGCCGGCUCUGGCUCACCCGUUACGCCAACUCCAACGGGCGGAGACGGCACUGUCGAGCCUUUGCAACAUUAUUACAAAAUCCAAAGAAGUCAUUCGGCCAUAAACAAUUACGAAGAGGACAUGAAGGCUAUGCGCGAAAGCUACGUCUUCAUGCGAGACAAUCUAGUCGGAUCAUAUGAGAACAAGGUUUGGGCCAGCGCUCGUAUGAUAGAUUUUGCCCAUGCGUUUCCCGCCGAGGAGAGCACAAUCGAUACCAACUAUUUACAAGGUAUUGAAAGCCUAGUGAGUAUCUUCGAAGAAUUCCUGAAGGAAUGUUAGGUAGGAUGCGUUUGUAUUCACUCUACUGUGUAGUCGUCUAUUUACAUCUGGAUUCCAAACAAAUAUUUUGUUUACUGAAGAAGUGCACCAUACUGAAUUGCGCUUACGAGAUUUUUUACAUUAUGUUUAUCCAAAACAAAAGUGCUUAGUUCGGUUAAUCGCUCUCGUCUUGAUUAUUAUUAUAUUAAAAUUUGGGGAGCGGCGAAUUGUAUGCCAUAAAUAAUGACAAAAAUAAGUUUGCCAAUCUGCAAAUCAUUGAAAGAAAGCC
Molecule: messenger RNA, 2676 nt
Organism: Toxorhynchites rutilus septentrionalis
Lineage: Eukaryota; Metazoa; Arthropoda; Insecta; Diptera; Culicidae
Gene: Ipk2
Product: inositol polyphosphate multikinase
Exons: 5
Coding region: 1164-2408 (414 amino acids)
Biological process (GO): inositol phosphate biosynthetic process
Cellular component (GO): cytoplasm; nucleus
Molecular function (GO): inositol-1,4,5-trisphosphate 3-kinase activity; inositol tetrakisphosphate kinase activity
Source: RefSeq, a predicted model, not a curated record